AUGCAUAUCAGAAGCAUUCUUCUUCUUGGGCUCAAUGCCUUCUCUGUGGCAUGGGCACAGCUGGCAGACACUUCAUCCUACCCUAUAGGCCCCUUGACUACAUCUGACGCGAAAUGGGCUACUAAAAUUUGUGACAUCACCGAUUACGGUGCUGUAGCAGAUGGGGCAACAGAUUCCGGCGCAGCUAUUUUGGCAGCAUUCAAUGCUUGCUCUUCCGGCGGUGUUGUGAAUAUUCCUCUGGGAACUUUCGCUCUAGCUACUUGGGUUACCCUCAGUGGUGGAAAUGCAUGGGCCAUCAACUUGGAGGGCAUCAUUGUUCGCACAGGCACCGCUGGAGGAAACAUGAUAUACAUCGAGCACAGUACUGAUUUUGAGAUAUACUCUUCCCGCGGCGAGGGUGCAGUCCAAGGAUAUGGAUACCAAUUUCACUCUGAAGGAACUUACGUGACAAAUUUUGCCAUCCAUGACAUUGCUCUGGUCGAUUCUCCUGCCUUCCAUCUCACCCUUGACACAUGCAACCAAGGAGAGGUCUACAAUAUGAUUAUCAGAGGCGGGAACGAAGGAGGUCUUGAUGGUAUUGACGUAUGGGGCUUUGAUAUCUGGGUUCACGAUGUCGAGGUCACGAACAAAGACGAGUGUGUUACUAUCAAGAACCCUUCAAAUCAUAUUCUCGUCGAAAAUAUCUAUUGCAACUGGUCUGGUGGUUGUGGUAUGGGGUCAUUGGGCACAGACACAGAUAUUAGCAAAAUUGAAUACAAUAAUAUCUAUACAGUCAACUCAAACCAGAUGUUCAUGUUCAAGAGUAAUGGUGGUAACGGCACAGUAACCGAAGUCACAUUGCAAAACUUUAUCGGACAUGGGAAUGCAUAUUCACUUUACAUUAACGCGUACUGGUCGGAUCAAACCGUCGCUGACGGGGACGGAAUUCUGUACAACUCAAUCACGUUCAACAACUGGAAAGGGACUUGCGCAAACGGCGCUCAGAGACCCCCACUCUAUGUGCUGUGCUCUUCAACCAAUCCAUGCACAAACAUCAUUAUCGAGGACUUUGCCAUGUGGACCGAAUCCGGCAGCACCGAGUAUUACAAGUGCGCCGAUGCUUGGGGACAGGGAUACUGCUUGGAGGGAGGAUCACAGCAUACUGCAUACGGCACAACGACGUCGACAGUAACAGCUGCGCCUUCUGGAUACUCCGCUGCCACGAUGCCGGGAGAGCUUACUGCCGGGUUGGGAAUUACAACUUCCAUUGCUAUACCCACUGUUCCUAACACAUUUUUCCCGGGUGCUACGCCUGCCACUCCAAGGGUUUAUGGUAGUUAG
Talaromyces rugulosus is the source of this 1320-nucleotide messenger RNA. RefSeq lists its product as uncharacterized. Lineage: Eukaryota; Fungi; Ascomycota; Eurotiomycetes; Eurotiales; Trichocomaceae. Gene Ontology annotation, molecular function: polygalacturonase activity. Bases 1 to 1320 code for a protein of 439 amino acids. The record is from RefSeq and is a predicted model, not a curated record. The transcript is spliced from 5 exons. Gene Ontology annotation, biological process: carbohydrate metabolic process.